Molecule: messenger RNA, 936 nt
Organism: Lingula anatina
Lineage: Eukaryota; Metazoa; Brachiopoda; Lingulata; Lingulida; Lingulidae
Source: RefSeq, a predicted model, not a curated record
AUGGCGACGAACAAACGGAGGACUGUAGUUCUAGUCGUUAUCUUUUUAGUGCUUUGUAUUUCAUGGCUUAUUUUUCGCCACGUUUGGGAAAUUGAACCGAAUCUUUUCUCUAAACACUCAAGUAAUUUUAAAAAGGAACUCCAACACAAGUGCAAUAUAAUCACAGAGUUCAUCAAACGUCUAGGAACCGGGAACAUAGACUCACUCAAUGAAGACCUUUUAGAACACUUAAGAGGGAAAUGGAUUCUCCCUCCUUCCAAGCUGCCAUAUAAUCUUUCCAACCCAAAGGCAACAUACUGGGAUCAAAUUGGACAAUCAAAAUUGGUAGAUAAGAUUCUGAAGCAACGCCGCAAAGGAUUUUUCGUGGAAUCAGGAGCAUUUGAUGGGGAGGGUCAUUCCAAUACUCUCUUCUUCGAGAUUUCUCGAGACUGGGAAGGAUUGCUUGUGGAACCAAACCCGUGGUCGUUUCAAAUGCUUUUGAACAAAAACAGGAAAACUUAUGUUGCAAAUACGUGCUUGGCAACGGGCCGCAGUCCCGCAAUGGUUGAUUUUACGUUCGCACGGGAGAUAGGAGGAAUACCUAAAAAAGGCCAUGCAAUUCCUAAAGGGGAACAACAUGUCAUUGAAGGAAAAAGUCGUAUACAAUGUUUUCCCAUCCACUCUCUCCUAGCCGCCAUAGGCCGGAACCACGUAGACUACUUUAGUUUGGACGUAGAGGGUGCCGAAUUAGACGUUCUCAAAUCGUUUCCAUGGGAACACGUCACCGUGGAUGUAUGGACUAUAGAGUACGCAGUUCACAGCGCUGUUUACGGUCCUGAUUCCACAAAACGUGGGAAUGCAAUCAGGGAAAUAUUUAAAAACACAGGGCUUUACAGGGAAGGGAUUAUUCUAGAACCCCUAGAUAUAGUAUUUGUCAGAAAGGACGUGCCACAAUGA